AUGACAAACUAUUGUAUCGUUGACGGUAACCCUUGUACCUCAUCCUCAAGAUUCUGUUGCCGUGAGUGUAAGAAAUACUACACUUACAUUUCAUCCAAGAACGUCUCCAUGUCUGUGUCUCACAGCUUACAACAACAACAGCCCAUCACCGCCAGUCAAGAUGACUUGGUCGAUGAUCUAGAAUUUGAAGAAGAAACUUACCAACAACAAGAAGACUUUAGCGCUAACAACUACCUAUCCAAUGAACCAGAAUACACAUACACCAGCGACCAGACCAGAUCGAUGUCUAAUGCCUCAAUAUUCUCGGAUGGUUACUCAUCUAUGUCGGUGUCUCCGGAUGCUAGCCCUCUCUUGACUCCAAGCAGUGUCAAGAACCACGACAUUUCUCAAAUCAAGUUCAACUCUUUGUUUGAUUCAUAUAACAUUAACGCCCCUAAGAAAACCUCGAAUCAAUACCAGCACAAUAUCACUUGUUUUGACGCCUUGACAUCGUCGCCGGCUGUUGUGAGCAACCAUAAUAAUCACAAGGGAAAGAAGAGUGGGUUGACUAAUUUGAUUAGCAUUCCUCAAAACAGCUACCAAAUUUGGGUCAAUAGCCAAAACAAAUACUGA
Saccharomycopsis crataegensis is the source of this 612-nucleotide messenger RNA. RefSeq lists its product as uncharacterized. The transcript has a single exon. The record is from RefSeq and is a predicted model, not a curated record. The coding region runs from base 1 to 612 and encodes 203 amino acids. Lineage: Eukaryota; Fungi; Ascomycota; Saccharomycetes; Ascoideales; Saccharomycopsidaceae.